Molecule: messenger RNA, 3507 nt
Organism: Cynoglossus semilaevis (tongue sole)
Lineage: Eukaryota; Metazoa; Chordata; Actinopteri; Pleuronectiformes; Cynoglossidae
Product: ras-related protein Rab-26-like
Exons: 9
Coding region: 852-1610 (252 amino acids)
Molecular function (GO): GTP binding; GTPase activity
Source: RefSeq, a predicted model, not a curated record
UACUACAGUAUUACACUGUACUACUUUGACGAACCCAGAGAACAAACAGACAUUGAGUUGACAAAGCUAAUGGUUCGUUACGUUGGUAUAGCAUUAUUUCAUUUGAAAAUGGACAGUGUGUGGCCCAGGAAGGAAAUGAGUUUGACAUCCAUCAUUCAUCCACCCAUUCAUUAGAUACCAUUAUUAUAUUCAUUGUGCAGGACGCAAGGAGGCGCUGGAGUCAAUCCCAGCUGCUAAUACAGUAGGCAACUCUGGUCUAAUGUACAUGUAGAUAGUAGAGACAACAUUAAUUUGAUGUAAUAAUCAUAUAAAGAGAGAAUGUUCUGGAGUAGGUUGAGUUCUAUGGGUUUUCUAUGUGAAAACUGUGAAACUGUGGAGAUGCAGUAAUAUUUCAGCACCACGGAGAGCGCCACCUGCCCUCUCCACUGUCUUCAUUGUCAGCAGUGACGCUCAAACACAACAGUCUCCUUCACUGCUGUGUCAGACUAAUGUCAACCUGGUUGGUUCUGGGCUGGUUCUGUUCUCUCCUCUCGGUGUCAGUAACAGUUCCGCUCGGGGCUGUCACUGUUGCGCUAUAGUUCCUGCCUCCUGAGACCGAACCGCUGCCGCUCCAGAGCUCAGUACCGCGGCUGCUGCCCUCAGGAGAACAACUUGACCGGAGCAGGAAGUAACUGGACCACCGCGGAGAGCAGAGUGUUUUUAACAGUUCUGGAUCAUUUUUAGAUGAUUUUAACUUAAAUGAAAACGCUCAGAGCAUGUGUUUAACGCAGAGGUUCUAGUUCAUUUCCUCGUUUCUGCAACUCCUUCUUUUAGUUUUUGAUUUACCAGAAAUACUUUCAGAAUCACGAGAUAUGUCACGCAAAAAGGCGUCCAAAGGUAAAAGCACCUGCAGCAGCCCGUCCACUGCCGGUCUUAUGGGUAAAGGAACCGGGAAACCAGCGAGGGGCAGCCCGGGUAUUGUUCAGAUGAACGGUGUGGUCCACCCCAGCAGACCCUCCAUCAGCAGCAGCAACGAGUUUUACGACAUCGCCUUCAAGGUGAUGCUGGUCGGAGACUCUGGUGUAGGAAAAACCUGCUUACUGGUCCGCUUCAAGGACGCAGCGUUCCUGGCUGGCAGCUUCAUCUCCACUGUGGGCAUCGACUUCAGGAAUAAAGUUCUGGACAUUGAUGGAGUGAAGGUGAAGCUGCAGAUCUGGGACACAGCUGGACAAGAGCGCUUCCGUAGUGUGACCCACGCCUACUACCGCGACGCCCAUGCUCUUCUUCUUCUGUAUGACGUCACCAACAAAUCUUCCUUUGAAAACAUAAGGGCAUGGCUGACUGAGAUCCACGAGUACGCCCAACAGGAUGUGGUGCUCAUGCUGCUCGGAAACAAGGCCGAUGCCACUCAUGACAGAGUGGUGAAAAGAGAAGAUGGGGAGAAGCUGGCUAAGGAGUUUGGAGUUCCAUUCAUGGAGACCAGCGCCAGGACAGGUCUGAAUGUGGAGCUGGCCUUCACUGCUGUGGCAAAGGAGCUGAAGCACAGGUCUGUGAAGGACCCCAGUGAGAAGUUCAAACUGCAGGAGUACGUCAACAAGGAGAUGAGGAGCAGUGGCUGCUGCAGGUCAUGAACUCUCUGCAUUCCCUCCCUGGAUGUCUGUGUGGCUCGGUGUGUGUGUGUGUGUGGUGUAGCUAUCCUUGUGGGGACAUUUUGUUUGUAAGAUGCUCUGUUGUGGGGACCUUUUUUUAGGUAAGAGGGUAUUUUGAGGCCUAAGGUUUAGUUUCGUAGAGUUAGGGUGGGGUUAGAGAAGGAAUAAGAUUAGUCAUAUAUUUGUAAUAGUUAAGGUUAGGGUAAGAGGUUAGGGAAUAAAUUAUGUCUACGUGAAGUCCACACAAUGCCUCAAAACCUGUGUGUGCGCGUGUGACUCAUUUCCAUACCCGGUGUGUGUGUGUGUAUCUGACCUGUCAGUGAUGAUGAGUCAGAUCCAGCGAGGUAUAAAGAUUUUUGUCACCACACUCUGUCUUUUGUUUUUUUCCUUCUCUCCUUUGAAUUCUAUUUUCUUUUUAGCUCAGACAUUGAAUGUGACGCACAACGAAUAACUCUUUUGUGUGUGUGUGUGUGAUUACAAUUGAAGGACGUUUCAGAGAGACUAAAAAAAUUGUAUUUUAAAACCCACUGAUUUUGUAUUCACACCUGGAAAUAUCAGUGGAAUUCAAAUGCUUGUGUUUUCAUCAUAUAGAGUGAGUACUGUACAGUACUGUAUGAUGAUAUAGUACUUGACUUGUGCAGUGAUUUGUCCUCUGUCUGUUGUUCAGUGUCUGUCUGUGAUCAUGGCUCCGUGGAGCCACUUGAGCUCACCAGCAUAAAGUCAAUAAGCAUUACCACAAAAACUACAGUACUGUAUGUACUUCAGUAUGGUGUACUAACAGUACUAUUUUUGUUGAGUGUUGUACAUACAGAUACUGAUGUAAAACUUUAUUAGACAGUGGUUCUCAAAAUGUUUCUGCAGAUGAUAGGCCUGGACCCCCACAUUGACCCUUUCACAGCUACUGCUUCAGAACGUCAGUGUUCUCCAUUGUAUUUCAAAUGCUUUAACAUUUACAAAAACAAAACAAAAAAACAACAAAAAAAAUGGUUUGAUUUACCAACUAUGGGACAAAAUUUAAACUGAAAUUUGCCACCCACUGCAUUACAGUAGCUCCAUGCCCCCAUCAAGGGCCCCGCCCCCCACUUUGGGAACCACUGGAUUAGACUUUUGAAGUUAUGUUAAGCACAAAAAUAGUAAAACAUGACAAGAGCAUGAGUUACUGAAAGUACAACAGCCGUCAUAUUUAAAGUACUUGAUAUUUUUCCUUGCAUGAUAAUAGAUUACAGAGAAGUAGUUCUGUCACGGGUCGAUUGAGUCCUGGACAAAUAAAGGCAAUAUCACAAACGACUGUACGUGACAUUUCUUUCACAAUGCUGGUUUCAUCAGUACAAACACUACAGUAGUCUGGAUGUAUAUUUCUACUUUGCUUAACAGUCAUUAUGAUACAGCCUUUUAAAAAAAUGAUUUGAUGUUUUUUUUUUAUGUGAGUACCAUUUCAAUCCUCAUCUCAACAUCAUCUCCAUCAUGUUAUGUAGUGUUCUGGUAGAUUCCAUGGACCAUACUAAAACCUGAACAUUGAGACAUUACUCACUGUACAGCCUCAGCGUGAUGUUUGCUAAUUAAAUGGUGUAACAACUAUGUACUGUAAUAAUGUGUACUUUGUGAAUAAAAGGUAACGACAGUAAAAACAGGAGGUGAAUUGGUUUGUACUUUUAAAGUAAUUGUUUGUACUGGACUUUUCAGAGCUUUGCUCCCUGUACUUAGAUAUUUGUACAAAAACACCACACACUGAGACUGAUCUUUUGUUUAAGGAAUUUACACCUGCGGUGUUUUUGGAGGACACAUUUCUACAAGGCUGUAUGGUCAAACUGCAUGUUGCCAUAAUUAUUCAUUAAAUACACAAGGCACUUUCUAUCUUCAAACAAUCAGGUUUGGGUUU